Molecule: messenger RNA, 1011 nt
Organism: Leishmania braziliensis MHOM/BR/75/M2904
Lineage: Eukaryota; Euglenozoa; Kinetoplastea; Trypanosomatida; Trypanosomatidae
Exons: 1
Coding region: 1-1011 (336 amino acids)
Source: RefSeq, a predicted model, not a curated record
AUGGUCAAGAAAGCUUCCUUGACGAAACGCAGUGCCGGCGAUGUCGCGACACCUCGACCAGGAGAGACCGUUGCCACUUCCGUCGACAGCACAUUGAGCCCUCGGACCUUUCGUCAGCACAAGUGGGCGAAACGCGUGGAUGACGCAGUGAUUGCGAUGGGCCAUGUGCAGCAGUCCCUCCAGCAACACACAGUCGAGGUAGACACCGUGAAGCGGGAGUUGGAGGAGCUUACGUACACUGCCGCCGCGCUCUGGGCAGCAAACCCAGACGAGCUCCCUGCGCAGUAUAGGGCCAAGCAACAGGCGUCGUCGCAACGGACGAGCAAUUCAGUCGGCAGUGCACCCCGAUCAGCCAACACCACUCCGACAAAGCGGUGCUCUGGAUCAGACAUCGCAUCGCUUUCCGCGAGCCCCGGCGGCGACGCUGUCAGUGGAAUCUCAGGAACGGGCCUCGAAAGUGUUGAGCAGACGCUGCUACAACUCACCCCAGCGCAGCGGGCAAAGGUGUCGGCAGCGCUCCAGUUACUCUUCUACGCACCCCCAAUCGCGUCAUCCGUGGAAGUCGUCAUGGACAGCACUGAUGCAGAUGUUGCCGGUGACCUGUCGUCCACGGUGGCAGAUCGUGCAGCUCAGGAAAAGUCAGCACCGCUGGCAAAGUCUGGAAAUGCCGAGAGCGCCGUCCCAGCGCCGUGUGCGGUAGUGUCUCCUGCGAUGGUGACUGCCAGCAACAGCAAAAUAUCGACUGCUGCGACUGGGCGGCGCAAUGGUAUCCCACUAGCACUCUUUCUCGCUAUGCAGGAACUGCAAACAAGGAGGAUCCAUCUAGAAGCGCAGCUAACAACGGCCGCCAACGCCACUGCCCAGCAGCUGGAAAGGUUUCAGCUGCUUCAGGAGGAGCUGAUGGUCUCGCAGUACGGCCUGGAAGCGGCACGGCGCGAUCCACAACAGGGGCUCCAACAGCAGCUGGCAGGUCAGCAAACACCAUCGGAAAGUAUCCCUACAUCAUCGUAA